Plutella xylostella (diamondback moth) is the source of this 2327-nucleotide messenger RNA. RefSeq lists its product as uncharacterized. The record is from RefSeq and is a predicted model, not a curated record. Lineage: Eukaryota; Metazoa; Arthropoda; Insecta; Lepidoptera; Plutellidae.
UGGCUAUUGUCUAUGGUGUCCGUUCCCCGAUCAAUACAAAACAAUACUCCCCCUUCACCUUCCUCAUCCCUCCGUUUACCGGGUGGCUGCGUCUUCUGGAUCUAUUAAAGUUUAUCUGACCUCCAUCCAGUGAACAUCACCUUCUCCGAAAAAAUUAACAACUAAGUGCUCAAGUUCAUCUUUUUCUGAAAAAUGGCUGUUGUGCUACCAACUCCACCGAUUUACGACACUUCCACCCCAAACGAUAAUGUUCUGAAAUUAUUUUAUAAAAAAAUGGAGCACUUGGCUGAUGUAACGGUAAUCCAUGAUCCCCACAACUUUUACGCGCGCCCGAAAGUUUACGAAAGAUUCCUAAACCGAAUGGCUACUCGUGGUGACCGCGUUCCAACCGAGAAUCUGAAGGUUGGCCUCAAGGCUAUCUACAGGUCCCCCAAGAAGAGGACAUUCAUCAGGGGCGAGAUCAAGAAGCUGGAUCUGGAGGCAGAAGAAGAAGUCUGCGAUAUAUUUGCCUAUGAUUACGGAUUUGUAGAGCAAGAUAUUUCCAUCUACAACGUGUACGAGUUCGAUUACAACAAUAAUCUCCCACCACUGGCUCUUCAUUGCCACCUGAACAACUGCAAACCCCUGGACGGUGGUGAUACUUGGGACCCGGAGGCAAUACAAGCCUUCCGCCACUUUGCGGGUGAAGAGACAGUGCGUAUGAUAAUGGUUGGGAUGUAUAAUGGGAAGCUCGUCGUGGAGCUUAAAGAUGGAUUUGAUGAUAUUGCCAGUUUCAUGGCUCUUACAGGAUAUUCGCAAAGCGAUGCCCAUGAUGUCGAUAUAGACAUACACAAUAAAAUUGUUGUGCCAUUUGGGGCUUCUGACGACAAGAAGGAGUUCACGCGCAAGGAAGUGAAAGCUGAAGAUUUGUUAUAUGUCAGGGCUUUAGGAGGAAAGUCCAAUGAGGAGUUCUAUGUCUCUGUCAUCGACGACUAUGACCAGUACAUGAUUGAGAGGGACAGCCUUAGCAUUCUGACUCGGAACGCUAAGCAUGUCCCACUCUCAGAGGUGGUUAAGGGAAAACCUGUUAGCAUUUUCAAUAAAUUCCAUUACCGCUACGAGAGGGCUAUCAUCAAUAAGGUGAUUGAUAAUAAAGGAAAGGCCGAGAUUGAAUACAUCGAUUUGGGAGGGUACGAAACGAGCAGCAUGUACUUGAUGAAAGAUGUGCCAGUUGGAUAUUUUGAGAGGCCUGGAGCUGCCCUCUUAUGCUCCGCUGAAUAUGUAGGAGAAUACGAUGAGCCACUCCCAUUCUUCAUGGAGCCGGGCUAUGAGUUCUUUGUUACCGUGAAGGAAGUGGGAAAUGGAUUCGAGAAGCCAUACAUCCUGUAUCCUUUGUCGGCUGAUAACGAAUUGUACUAAGGCGAAGCCAAGUAUUGCAAGCGAUUCUGUCCGGUUGGAAUUUAUAAGACUCUUUAUGUCAGAAGGGUAUAGGUUAGGUAUACAUGUUUUUACCCUUUUCAGGAAACAUUAAAUGUUACUUGAUAUUGCUCUAAUUAUAUUUAAUGGAUCUUGGGUGUUCGAUGUGAUAAUUAAUCAUUAUACUUACUAAAAUUCAAAAUUUUGGUGAAAACCCCUACCUUUUUGAGGUCAUUUUAUUGUUAAUUACUUACUAGUAUUUCGGAAACUAUUUACUUAUGCAAAAUUUAAUAAUAUUAUUGUUAUUGUAUUUUUAUUUAUUUAUAUAUAAAAACUGUUAGCCAAAAAAUGCUAUAUCUAGAAAAUUUUAAUUUUGUAUUUUAAUUAAACUGACUUCAAACAGUAAUUAAAAAAUAAAUGUGCGUGUUAGUACCUCUCGUCAUAAAAGAGAUGAAAACUAAAAUUGAUUAUACCUAUCUAACUUAUUGAAUUGAACUGGUGUAUUGAUUUACUAAUUUAGGUUUAUUUAUGUAAAAAAUCAUAUUUUCGAUAGAGAUUAUCAAGCGCUAAGAAGGUAUAAUUAUUAUUUUUGGAUGAAUUUGAAUUGAAUUUAUUAACAGGUCAUGUCAAAAAGUCUAUCCAGUAUUUCACUCGUUAGUUUCAUAUUUUGUAUAUCGAGCUGAAUUUUGAAUAUUCCUCUGUCCAAAUUUCAGACCAGUGUUUACAGGUAUAUCUUAUAUAAAAAGUCGUAUUUAAAACUUAUAAAUGUCUCAAACUAAAUGUGAACUAUCUACAACGUUAGAAUCUUUAAGAUUCCAUAGAACCAUCUCCAUCACUUGGGUGUAAUGGUGAAUUAUAUGUCUAAGUGUCUAUUACAAUAUUAUUACAAUUAUAAAUGUUUCAAUUAUCAAUGGAAAUAAAUGUUGUGAUAA